CACCAGGUAUCCACAAGGCCGCCAGGAGUCACCCACUUGUAUGACUCUGCGCGCGUCGGCCCGACGGAUUCUAAGGGGGACGAUCGUGACAGGCGGCACCGGUUGACGUUUGAGGCAGAGCAACGCCCCUCGUUUGCUCCUCGUCGCCAGGGUACAAAAGGCGCGAUUGUCCAACCGUUCAGACUCAACAUCUUUCGCUCCCCAUUGUCUCAAGAUGUAUUCACCUAGUAACGAAAUUCAAACAUUCCUCAAGCGUAUCUCGUCUCUGCCCGAUGGCCCUGGCGCCGGCCUCGACGACGCUCUGCAGCCUGCUCUCGAUUACGAGGCAGAUCUCCGUAGGCUCUUCGCGACCGAGCGCGACAGCUCCAUCCUCAAAGACCCCUACGUCGGACUCGUCGAUGUCUUCGCUGUCCCGAACGAGGCGCGUCUGACGCGUGAACGCGUCGUCAAAAACGAUGAUGACAAGAUCGCCAAGUUCGUCAUGCCUCUCAAUCCCGAGAAGCGUCGAAAGGAAGGGGUGCCAUCUACGGUGAAGGGUCUGGAUGAAUUCAAGGCGAACUUCAACGUAUUUACUGAGAACUCACUCUCACUUAUCACCGACUGGAGCAACAUUGUCGUCGCCGGCGGGUCUAUCCUUGCAUGCUUGUCCCCGCUGCCGGAUGAAGCGGCGCAAACGAGGAGGACGCUGAGGAAGUGGUUCCAUGCUGAGGCUACUCCCACCUCUGACAUCGAUAUGUUCCUGUAUGGUUUGACCCCCACCGAGGCGGAGAAGAAGAUUGACUAUAUCUAUCGCAUGGUUCGCGACGCCAUCCCUUGGGAUGUGACAUGUGUCCGCACUAAACACACCGUCUCAAUUCAUUCUCAGUACCCCUAUCGUGCGAUCCAGAUUGUACUGCGUCUCUAUCAGUCUCCUGCAGAGAUUCUGGCUGGCUUUGACAUCGAUGCUCCCUGCUGUCUCUACGAUGGCAACAAAGUCUGGGUCAACCCACGCUCCCUCAUUGCACUUAUGCGUCAGUGUAAUACCGUUGACAUGACUCGUCGGUCUCCCUCAUACGAGGUGCGCCUUGCAAAGUACGCAGCUAGAGGGUUUGAGGUGUACAUACCAUCUCUGCGGCGUGCUGAUAUCGACCCUACGAUCUUCGAGCGCUCCAUCGCCCGCGUUGCUGGCCUCGCCCGUCUUCUCGCUCUCGAGUCUCUGAGAGAUAGCAACAUUCGAGACAAGUUCAUCGAGGAGCGUCGGAAUCUCCGUGGGCGCCCUUAUGUAUACCGGGGCCGAUCCAAUCGCCAACGCCGGUACAAGGGUGACCUCAAGGGACUGGACUCGUUCUUUGGUUUGGAGAUGAACGACUAUGACGUGUCUACAUUGCACAUCCCGUACGGCCCGAGGUGGAAUGCCCAGCGAAUCGAAAACCUUAUUUACACGGCUGAUAUCAAGAUGAACUCUAUUUGGAACCCAAAGAACAAAGACCGCAAGCUUCACCGUCAUCCUGCAUUCUUUGGUACCGCAGCCGAAUGUCUUGAAGACUGCUGCGAGGCAUGCCCGGAGACAGGCACUGACGAAGAGCGCGCGCUUCUCGAGAAGGAUGACGAAAACUACAUCCGUGGUCGCGUUACCUUCAUACAUGAGAACCCUGGUCGCCAGAGCAUUACCGGCAGCUUCCGUCCCAUUGAUGAUGGCGAAUGGAGCGAGCUCGCGUACAUCGCCGACUCGACCAAAUUCUUCCACGCCGUUGCGCACAACGAUACUACUCCCGUCGCCCAGAUGAUCUCCGACGGCAUGGAUGCCAACCGUCGUGACCAUGCCGGGCGUACUCCACUCCAUCUUGCGGUGCUCUCCGGCUCGGUGGACGUAGCACUUCAGCUCAUCGAGUCCGGCACUCGCGUCUCAGCUAGGAUUGUUGACGGGCGGUCCGCGCUGCACCUCGCUGCUGCAGGGAACCACGUCCAGGUCAUCGAGAAGCUGUUGGAGCGUAGUAAAGGCAACGAAGAGGAAGCUCGGAAGAAAGCCGACGAAGAGAAGCAAGCCGGUCCGAAGGACGAGUCCAGAGCCAUGAGCCAUGACGGCAAAGAAGACGGCAAAGAAGACGACAAUAUGGAUGGCGAAAAGGAGGAUGAGGAUUGGGACGAAGUCGACGAUGAUGGCUCCGACACGAAGGAGAAGAAAUCCAAGGAUGGCGACCUCGACAUCAUGGCGGACGCUGUCGAUCUUGGAGCUAUCCCCGAGGACGAGUCUUCUCUCCCCGACAUCCUUGACAUCAACGCGCCCGACUGGGACGCUGUGCUCACGCCAAUCGGCUACGCCGUUAUGUCAGGGAGUGCUGAUGCGGUGAAGGCUCUCAUCAGCUCCGGUGCAGACAUCAAGACCGCAAUCAAGGGCAAUAGUGUCCGCGACCGCGUUCCGCUCCCUCUCAAGCUCACACGAUUCGUCGAGGACUCGACCAUUGCAUGCAAAAUCGCGAAGGCCCUUCUCGAAGCUGGCGCAUCGUCGACUGCAAUAGACGAUCAGCCCAAUAUGCUCACCGUCUUGCAUGAACACGUUAUGGCAGGCAAACUCGAGCUUAUCCAAACGUUCCUCGAGAACGAUCCCAACGCGAAGAAGGCCCUCGAAUUCCCUAGCAAAGUGAAUUAUGAGCUCUUGAUGAGCCCUCUUGCGAGUGCCGUCCAGGAAGGGCGGUAUGACAUCGUCAUCUUACUCCUUGCGUGGGGUGCCAAGCUAGAAUUAUCCGAGAACGAUGUUGCUCGCGCACAACAAAUGCUCAAGAAAACGAAACAGUAUAUCCGUGACCCGAUGCAGUCGGCCGAUGUGCUAGGAGUAUCGCUCGCGAACGUUCAUUGGGACCUGGCGCUAUCCCUCGUGAAACUCGGAGCUGAUCCCAACUCUCGACUCGUUGACAACGAUUGGAGGGCGACCCAUCGCACGAUUCUCGACUGGACGAUGUCCACCGACCAUCGCAUCGCGAAGCAGCUAGAUGAACAGUCGAAAUCCGAUGACGAGUCAUCCGUACCUGCUCUCAGCUCCCAACCAUCCGCGUGGGAGCAAGAAUACGUACAUCUCGUACGCAAGCUUGUCCAAGCAAAGAAGAGUGCGUCUGACCCUGAAGUGGACCGAGCGAAGGACGAACAGGAACGGAAGACGCGCCAGAUACGCGAGAUCAGCCGCGCCCACCUCGGCGAGCUCCGCGGGGAACUUGUUUCCGCUGGAGCAAAGACAUGCAAAGAGCUUCAUCCUGAUGACGGCGCGGCCGACGAUGCGUCAUCUCGACGAGAUCGCAGACGAGAUCGCCGAGAACCAGAAAACGUGAAGUAUGAGUUCUUGCCCACCUACUCAUGGAACUCGGACGGUACACCUCCGAAGAGCUCGUAUGAGCUAUAUGACCAGCUUUUCGAUGCUUGUUAUACAGGCGACGACGCAAAAGUCAUUCAGCUCUGCUUACAACCCCCAAAGGGCCGGAAUGCGCUGCGGAUUUCUGUCCAUAUUCCCCUUCCCCUUCCUGGUCAAUACGGAGGAUAUACGCCUCUAUUCGCCGCUGUGAUGGGUCGCAAGUGGACGACAGCAAAACUCAUCCUUGACAUUGCUCGGAAACAGUACGUCAAAGAGGAUGUCAGCGACAAUAAGGUUAAUUGGCAUGCCGAAAGCCUCCAACUUGACGAGAGCGAUAUGGGCGACUCGGAAGACGAGAUGGAUGUUGAUGACGAUGAAGUACCGCCCUCCGAAGAACCACACAUCAUCGACAUCAAGGACAUCCCGUCCGAGGUGCAGUGCAAGUCACCACCAGAAAACCUCUUGACGCUAUCGUACAAGAUCCCGAGCAACUCACAAGAAGAGGGCGGCCUUUCAUACUCGAGCAUCGUCUGCCAAGCGGCCCAAAAAAACGACCGCGAGAGUUUGGAGAAGAUCCUGGACUUGUACGACAGCUGCGAGGGCGAUUUCGGAGACGAAGUGAUGUCCUCUAUCGCCUCUGUGGACAACCCGGCUAUUCUCGACAUCGUCAUCAGGCGAUAUGGCGUCGGCAUUGAUAUUCCUAAAGAGAGCGAUGACGAUUGGAAGGAGGCCAAGGCGACUAACGGAAGGAGACCGUAUCUCGGCUUGACGGUUCAUGGGGAGAAGCGUACAGAUCUCGCGAAGAAGGUCGAAGGAAACUCGAGCGAAGACACAUCUGAACAUCGUCCGAUGCUUUAUAUUUUGGCUCGGGAGACUCUCCCUCACAUUGUCGAGUACCUCGGGAGCGAGGGCAUACUGACAAGCUACCGGGCGUACAUUGACUCUCACGAAGGGGACGACAAUAAGAAGAUCUCCUUCCUCAGGACAGCAUGCGAGUCUCUUGAGACGCUGCGUUCGCAUUUGGGCUGGACAGAGAGCAAGACCGGCGAGAAUUCCUUGACGGCAGCGCUUUGCAACAUUGAGAUUAAUAAAGCUCUCCCCGUGCUCGAGGCCAUGUUCCGCGCGAGGCCAGACUAUAUGAAAAAUCUGGUGAAUAAAACUCUGGUAAAACGCGGAUACAAUAGCAUACUGAUGGCUGUAAUGCGCAACUGCAAUCCCGCGUUGUUUAACUUUCUUCGUAACAAGGGUGCAUCGUAUAUGGAGCGCUCAGCAACCGAUAGGGCCAAUGUUCUUCACAUGGUGUGCUCUACCCAGAACACCGAGCUUUUUGAGCACUUCAUUCAGAAGCUGCCUCGAGCUGACCUUGACGAGCUGCUCGUUCAACGAGCUGGAUCGUCUAAAGAAACGCCUCUCCACGUCGCCGUCAGCAAGGGUAAUCUCCAGUUUGUCGAGCAACUUACAAAACUCGGGGGACCGAGUCUCACCGCUCGAAACCUGCACGGUAGCACUCCGCUGCACCUUGCGAUCUCUCUCAAACUCCAUCACAUCGUCUGCCACCUCGUCAGCGCCCUACCGCCCAAAGAGCUUCGGAACGAGACCGCCUUCGGCGAGACUCCUUUUGAACUCGCUGUACGGCAGAAAAUCCUCGAGGAUGUCCAAUCCCGCAACUCUGUUCGCUGUUUGAACUUGACGUCAACCACAGAGCCAUCUUUCGGUGAUGAAUACCUCACCCGCGAUCUCUGGGAGAAGCGUGCGGCCACCGUUCGCGGGGCUCUCGCUCGGCUGGCUGAAGGGAAACAUCUAGACCCGAAUGCGCAGCUCGCGACGGAGGCAGCUGCGCUCGCCAAGCGGCUCGAGGAUAAAGCGGCAGCUUGCUCUGAGAUAGACAAGGCGAAGUCGCAGGACCGCAAUAGUGCGCUUACGCUGGCAGUGUUGAAGGAAGCUGGAGCGGCGGUGCCGGGGCAGCGGGUUCUUGUUCAUGUCCACGACGUGCUGGAGUCCAUGAGCGGCACUAUUGAGGUGGUGAAGAAGAAGCAGGGACAAGAGGAUAAAGAGCAGAACGAGCGCGAGCGUGACAAGGCGUUUGGUAUCAAGAGGUGUCGGUAUGACUAUGGGGAGGACCAGGACUUUAUCGACGGGUUCUUUGUCGAAGGAAUGUGGGUGUAGGGGUUGAGUUUGUGUGGUCCUCACAGCGUAGUUAGAAACAUGUACGAGUACAUAUCUUUUCUUUCUCGGUCGUUGAAGCAAGCUUAAACUCAC
Coniophora puteana RWD-64-598 SS2 is the source of this 5581-nucleotide messenger RNA. RefSeq names its product ankyrin. The transcript is spliced from 14 exons. The coding region runs from base 215 to 5488 and encodes 1757 amino acids. The record is from RefSeq and is a predicted model, not a curated record. Gene Ontology annotation, molecular function: protein binding. Lineage: Eukaryota; Fungi; Basidiomycota; Agaricomycetes; Boletales; Coniophoraceae.